UUGUGUGGACUUGUGUCCGCGCUCGGGCCCGCCCCCGAGUCCCCAUUGGUUGCGUUCAGUAAGAGGAGGAACCGAGGAAGCGCUCCGAGUUCUAGUCUCCGAAGGCCGGUUCUGCUCCGGACACUCGCGAAUUGGCACCGCGCGGGCCCACGUUGCUCUGCGGGACCUACAGACGCAGCAACUGCUUGCGGGGCGCGUGGUGCGCAGUCGUCGUAGAGCUGCCCGGGACAGGUGCGAACUCGAGAUCCGCUGCGCUGUCCCAUCCUUGUCGUCGAGGCGUCGCUGGAUGCGAGUCCGCUGAACAUCCGAGAUGGCUGCGGGUCCCGGGCUCCUCUGGCUGCUGGGCCUGGCUCUGUGCGUGCUGGGCAGCAGCCACCUCCCGCGUUCCCCGCACGUCUUUCCCCAGCAUCGACUGGGAGUGCGCGAGCCCCGCGACAUGCAGCGCGAGAUCCGGGAGGUGCUGGGGUUGCCGGGGCGGCCCCGAUCUCGAGCACCACUAGCGACUGCCCAGCAGCCAGCGUCUGCGCCCCUCUUUAUGUUGAACCUGUAUCAUGCCAUGACGGAUGACAGUGGCAACGGGCCCCCGCAGCCUCAUCUGCACCGCGCUGACCUGAUUAUGAGCUUUGUCAACAUAGUGGAGCACGACCGUACCCUGGGCUACCAGGAGCCACACUGGAAGGAAUUCCACUUUGACUUAACCCAGAUCCCUGCUGGUGAGGCUGUCACAGCCGCUGAGUUCCGGAUAUACAAAGAGCCCAGCACCCACCCGCCCAACACAACCCUCCACAUCAGCAUGUUUGAAGUGGUCCAGGAGCGCUCCAACAGGGAGUCUGACUUGUUCUUUUUGGAUCUUCAGACGCUCCGGUCUGGGGACGAGGGCUGGCUGGUGCUGGACAUCACAGCAGCCAGUGACCGAUGGCUGCUGAACCAUAACAAGGACCUGGGACUCCGCCUCUAUGUGGAAACCGAGGAUGGGCACAGCUUGGAUCCUGGCCUGGCUGGUCUGCUUGGACAAACAGCACCACGCUCCAGACAGCCUUUCAUGGUUGGUUUCUUCAAGGCUAGCCAGAGUCCUGUGCGGGCCCCUCGAACAGCAAGACCACUGAAGAAGAAGAAGUUAAAUCAAGUCAACCAACUGCCGAACUCCAACAAACACCUAGGAAUCUUUGAUGAUGGCCACGGUUCCCUCGACAGAGAGGUUUGCCGCAGACACGAGCUGUAUGUCAGCUUCCGUGACCUCGGCUGGCUGGACUCUGUCAUUGCCCCCCAGGGCUACUCAGCCUAUUACUGUGCCGGGGAGUGCAUCUACCCACUGAACUCCUGCAUGAACUCCACCAACCACGCCACUAUGCAGGCCCUGGUCAGUAUCACAGUGCUUCUGUUGGGACCUGAGGGACUGGACAGGCAUGAGGGUAGAACUUUCUCUGCAGACUCAGCCAUGACGUUUGGUUUCUGCCCCUCAGUAAAUGGCGUUGCUCACAUGGGUGCCCCCCCCCCCCCCGGACCUGACAUGUGUCCUGUUUAUCCUGUUAGAGCUGGCUGUUCAUGUGUGCUCACCCAUUAUGGCUGGGUUACUCAUGAUCCCCCAGCUUCUUGGGGAACUGGCUCCUCCCUGGUCUGUUCCCCACUUCUUUCCUGGCUGCCUGCGGUCCCAGGUUGUAAUGCUGAGAAGCUGCAGUCUAAGAAACUCUGUGACAGAAGUUGCUAGUAGGAAGGCAGCUACAACUGCCUUUCGCCUAUGUUUGUGCUUGUAGAAUCUGGUAUUGAGAUUUCCUUCUAGAACACUGUCUGGGAUCCUAGCACCCCAUGACUCUUGGCCUUGUGUUUACCUAAUAGGCAAUUUUGUCUCGACUUCUUUGGGGGCCCGGAUACAUAUCAGGUAUCAUAUAUAUCAGGUGUUUACAUUACGACAAUUCAUAACAGUAGCAAAACUAGAGUUAUGAAGUAGCAACUAAGUCAUUUCAUGCGUGGGAUCACCACAUUAGGAGCUGUAUUAGAGGGUCACUGCAUUAGGAAGGUUGUGCACCACUGCCCUGGAGUGAGCAUCAGGACUUAACAAGAGCUGCUUCAAGGAACUAGGAAGGUGUCCUCUCACAAAGGACACUGGUGUUUGCUGGGUGCCUGGAGCCACUGUGCUCAGAGAUGCUCAGCCUGAUGGUUUAAAGAUGGGUAGAAGGAUUGGCACCCGUUCCAAGCUCAGUGACACCGUCAGACAGCCUCAACUUAGACGCUGAGGCUGAGCUGCAUCAAGGUUAGGGGGAGGUGUUCUUGAAUUUAUCCAUUUGUCCCAGGAACAUUUCUAGUUCAAUCUGCAAGAGAGACUGUCCCUUCCAACGAUGACAUCUGUCUGGUGGUAAAGCAGAGCAGUAUGGGGCAGUGGGGUCCCAGAAGGUGCCUCACUAUAUCCAGUGCUGGGACCAGCGAGCUUAUCUGAGUCUCCAUGGUGGAUGUGACAGUGGACCAAUGGCUGAGAGUGCUGAGGGGCUUAUGUGUCAGCACCUCCACAGGUGCCUGGGCUGUGUCUCGAGGGCAGUGGUCAGGGCAAAUGCGCAGGGUGGGGCCUGCCCUGGCAACAGGUAGUCAAGGCACU
Molecule: messenger RNA, 2590 nt
Organism: Rattus norvegicus (Norway rat)
Lineage: Eukaryota; Metazoa; Chordata; Mammalia; Rodentia; Muridae
Source: RefSeq, a predicted model, not a curated record